Molecule: messenger RNA, 405 nt
Organism: Cooperia oncophora
Lineage: Eukaryota; Metazoa; Nematoda; Chromadorea; Rhabditida; Trichostrongylidae
Source: the annotation of a GenBank genome assembly
AUGUUAGCUGCUUCUGUUGGAGAUGGCACAACUAUGACGAAAAUCGAUUUUUCGAAGUGUGUCUAUUGGAUCCAGGCGCCGGUAGGAACGCGGGUUGAAGUUCGUAUAGAGAGCCUACAGGGUUAUUCAGUGGAUGGAUGUAUUUAUGGAGGAGUGGAAAUCAAAGCUCAUGCCGACCAACUACGAACAGGAUAUAGGUUUUGCUCCAGAGCGAGCGUUGGAAAGACGUUGGUUGCUUCGUCGAAUCUGUUGCCGAUCAUAACAUUCAAUCGCUUUGGCAGAUCGACUAUUGGGUUGGCUUACCGCUACGUUGCAACGUUCUCGCCUUCUUCGGAUAUUGCCAGAGUAACAGCGUUCGUCAGCGGUGUCGACGUGCUUGUUCCGAUUGCUAAUCGUGAUUUGUGA